Messenger RNA from Sphenostylis stenocarpa, 360 nucleotides. The record is from the annotation of a GenBank genome assembly. Lineage: Eukaryota; Viridiplantae; Streptophyta; Magnoliopsida; Fabales; Fabaceae.
AUGGGUGGUUGUUUGGGUGCUUGCGGUGGCGAGUGGCCAAGAGGAGGGCUUGCGGUGGCUGCUAACGGGAGGUGGUGGCUGCGAGUGGUGGGUGAGGUCGGAACAGGGGCUAUGGGGGGGGGGGGUGUUAAGUUCGAAGGCAUGGCGAUAGUUGGUGGUGGCUUGCGGGUGGCGCGGAGAGGCGGCAAAUGGGUGGCUGGCCGGGAAAGGGGGCAUGGUUGUGAGGGAAAGAGAUGGCGGCACAGUGAAGGUGAAGGCAGGGAGGAGGGGCUGGUGGACGAGAGUGAAGCGUGUGUGAGUGGAGGGGGAACCGAGGGGCUGAUGGAAGAGAGGAGUGAAGAAGGUAGAGUGAGUGAAUAG